CUGUGGGCUUACACUUUUUAAAUUUCGAGCGCCAAUAACAGAACACAACAAGCCGAGAGAAGAAAAGCGUGUAAAAAGGGCUGAAAUGAAGCGAAGAUUCCCUCGAACGCGACAAAAAGCUAUAUUCAAGAAGUUCCAAAGGGACGGAAGACUUGCCAAGAGUGUAGAUAUUCUGAUAUUUCUUGACUACAUGUUGUUCCUGAGGAAACUUGCAACAGAGGCUAAUAUGCAAGCGAGGCAAGAAAAGGCCACUGUUAUUGAUGACAAUCAUGUCUCGGUUUCAUUGAAGAAUGUGCUGAAGAGCUUCAGAGGUUGAAGGGAAUGACCAGUUAAUAAAGAGUAGCCUAUUGCAGCACUGCCUCGCUUAUUUUUGGAAGUUAUUUUUCCAAUAAAUGUUACAAGAAGGUGGAUUUUUUUGCCCCAGGGCACAGAUAAAGAAGGGAGCAAUAUACUAUUCCUUUUCUGCCAAGGAUAUCUAGAUCAUGCCGCUCUUUCAACAUUCACCUUACUAAUAAAGGGAUUGGUUAUUGGAAGCUGUGAAAAGCAGUUUUUAUAACAAAUUACAUAUGAGGAAUAAUUUUGAUUUCUAUUGAGUGUGCCAACCCCCUACUUCACAAAAUUGUAAUAAUAAUGCAAAUAAUAGAAAAUUAAGGGAUGUAUAUUUAAAUUUCUUACCAGAAAAAUCUAAGCAGCUUUCCAAAAGGAGUUUUAUUCAGGGUAAGUGUAAAGAAAAGUAGAUAUUGGGAUGGAAUGAGAUUGUCCCAGAAUAAAGCUCUUUUCACUGUCA
This is a messenger RNA of Nematostella vectensis (starlet sea anemone), 787 nucleotides long. Its product is annotated as inner kinetochore subunit wip1. Gene Ontology annotation, cellular component: nucleoplasm; kinetochore. Bases 86 to 316 code for a protein of 76 amino acids. Gene Ontology annotation, molecular function: protein heterodimerization activity; DNA binding. Gene Ontology annotation, biological process: mitotic cell cycle; kinetochore assembly; chromosome segregation. The transcript has 3 exons. The record is from RefSeq and is a predicted model, not a curated record. NCBI's taxonomy places the organism in Eukaryota, Metazoa, Cnidaria, Anthozoa, Actiniaria, Edwardsiidae.